AAGGCGAAUGGGAGCUGGCGGAGAGUGACCAGUGUUAUAUUAUUAGGGUAGUAAUCUAAGACUUGAACGUUGUUUACAUCAAGUCCCUUCACAGAAUAAACAUGGAUGAAGAUAACCGAGUGCCUGAAGAUCUCUCACUGGAAGAGAGAGAUGAACUGUCCAACAUUAGACGGAGGAAAAAAGAGUUGCUAGAUGACAUUGAGCGGUUAAAGUUUGAGAUCUCAGAAGUCAUGACAGAGAUUGAACAUUUAACGUGUGUCAGAGAGACCAAAAGCACUCAGAAGAACAAGCAGAUUGCUGUUGGAAGAAAGAAAUUCAAUAUGGAUCCUAAAAAGGUAUUAUUGUUGCUAUUGCUUUAUUCACCUUACACUCUUAAAAAUAAAGGUGCUUCACGAUGCCAUAGAAAUGACUUCAACAUUAAGGUUUUGCAGGCAUUUGUGGAGCUUCAUGAGUUUGCAUUUCUAUCAGCAUGGAGUCAUAAGUCAACUACUAAAAAAAUUAAAAUGAGAAAAAAGAGAGUUGUAUACUGUUCAUAUAGUAUCUUUAUAUCCAUUCUCCAUUUAAUUUGCCAUUGUGGACCUUCAGAGCUGACUGACCGAUCCAAGUUUUUUCUCUCCACAGACACAUGCUAUGUUCUUUCAUUCUCUGUCAUCAUGCUCAACACCAGCCUGCACAACCCUAAUGUCAGAGACAAGCCCUCGGUGGAAAGGUUCAUAUCCAUGAAUCGGGGCAUCAACGAGGGAGGAGAUCUGCCUGAGGAACUGCUCAGAAAUUUAUAUGAAAGCAUUAAGAAUGAGCCUUUCAAAAUUCCUGAAGACGAUGGGAACGAUCUAACUCACACAUUCUUUAAUCCAGACAGAGAGGGAUGGCUGCUAAAACUAGGGGGAAGAGUGAAGACCUGGAAGAGGAGGUGGUUCAUUUUGACAGAUAACUGUCUGUAUUACUUUGAAUAUACAACAGACAAAGAGCCUCGGGGGAUCAUUCCACUGGAGAAUCUUAGUAUAAGAGAGGUGGAAGAACCAAGAAAAUCAAAUUGCUUUGAGCUCUACAACCCCAGUCAUAAGGGGCAGGUAAUUAAGGCAUGCAAGACAGAGGCUGAUGGGAAGGUGGUGGAGGGGAAUCACGUGGUGUACAGAAUAUCCGCACCCACGCCAGAGGAGAAAGAAGAGUGGAUCAAAUCCAUCAAGGCAAGCAUUAGCAGGGAUCCUUUCUAUGACAUGCUGGCUACUAGGAAACGGCGAGUGGCCGCUAAAAAGUGAGCCAUGGACCUUCAGUUUGGGUUUAAUAAUCACUCUUCAAGUGGAAACCUUCACAUGGGAUCCUGCAUGUUGCAGGAGGUGACAGACAGACAGAGACACAAGCUCUCUGAACAUAAAGAAGGACACGAUUUUAAAAAUGAUGGUGUCUGUAUAGGUCCUGAGGUAAUCUAAGGGAUAAUGUGCUAAAUAUUUAUCUUUGAAUGGAUUGUAAGGGGAAGACAGUGAUGGUAAUGAUGCAAUUAUGUGCUGAAUGUUUGUCAAAAAGAACUUUGCUUAAAGAGUGAUGACUGAUUCAACUGUGCUACGAUAUUUGCCUAAUUUCAUGUGAGGGUCUAAUAUAGAGCCCCCUGCUGCCUACAACAGGAACUGUUUGCUAUUGCAAAUUUCCAGGUAUAGUUAUAUGGAGAUGUUCACAAGGCAAAAGUCUAAAUUUAAGCUCUUGUAAUGAUAUUAGAUGUUGAUGAAAUGUAUGUUAAGUAUACCAAACUACUGUUAAUGUCAAUUCCACUCACCGUUUUUUUCAGAAAUUUCAGAUGUUGUCUAUGAAUACAGAAAAUAGAUCCAUAUGGCAGGGAGUCAUGAGGAGUGUAAUUUUCAGUGCUAUUGUUUAAUUUCAAAUAUUAUUAAUUGUGCAUCGGUAGUUUUAAAUGAUUUUAUUUUCAUUUGUGUCAUAUCAUAGUCAUCCAAAUCAGCAGGACUGGUUGCAUUACUUGGAAGAGAAAAUAACCAGAAAGCUUUUUCAUUUUAUAUUUAUGUUUUUAAGGUCCUUAAUAGUAUUAUAAAAUACUGUAAAAAUCUAUUUCUGAAGUUCUCUUACUAUGAUAAUAUUAUUUAAUGUCUUUUUAAGAAUAAUGCAAACUCUA
Molecule: messenger RNA, 2122 nt
Organism: Sinocyclocheilus grahami
Lineage: Eukaryota; Metazoa; Chordata; Actinopteri; Cypriniformes; Cyprinidae
Product: cytohesin-3-like
Exons: 12
Coding region: 102-1259 (385 amino acids)
Biological process (GO): regulation of ARF protein signal transduction
Molecular function (GO): guanyl-nucleotide exchange factor activity
Source: RefSeq, a predicted model, not a curated record